Messenger RNA from Vicugna pacos (alpaca), 679 nucleotides. The record is from RefSeq and is a predicted model, not a curated record. Lineage: Eukaryota; Metazoa; Chordata; Mammalia; Artiodactyla; Camelidae.
AUGUCCGGCCUGCUGCUCGUCUCCUUGGUCAGCUGCCUGCUGGCCAUGAAUCAGGCCAGCCUCAUCAGCCGCUGUGACUUGGCCAAGGUGCUGCGCGAGGAGGACUUGGAUGGGUUUGAGGGCUACUCCCUGAGUGACUGGCUGUGCCUGGCUUUCGUGGAAAGUGCCUUCAACAUAACAAAGGUAGAUGAAAAUACCGAUGGCAGCUUUGACUACGGCAUCUUCCAGAUCAACAGCCACUACUGGUGCAACGAUUACCAGAGUCACACGGAAAACAUUUGCCACAUGGACUGUCAAGGAGUUGCCAUGGUGUUCCACAGGCUCCAGACAGGCUCGCACAGCCAGCAGCGGGGAUGCUGGGCGUCGCUCUGCGCUGAACCCUCACUAAGUUCCGGGUCACGUGGGCGGGGGAGCAGCUGGGUAAAAUGGAGGCUGCACUGUGCGGGCCGGCCACUCUCCUACUGGAUGACAGGAUGCCACCUGGGAUGAGGCAGGGGACAGGCCUGUGGUGGAGUCACUCCAGAAUUCCUCUCCUCACUUCAGAAUUCUUCAUUUCUUCUUCCUCUUGCCUCCACUUCCUGUUUUCUUCCCUUCCCAUUUACAAGUAAAACUGACCAGAGCCCCAGAAAUAAAUGGGUUCUAGGGCUUCGUUCCCGUUACUGUCCAGGCCCAGGCCCCU